Molecule: messenger RNA, 2498 nt
Organism: Stegostoma tigrinum
Lineage: Eukaryota; Metazoa; Chordata; Chondrichthyes; Orectolobiformes; Stegostomatidae
Gene: tspan9a
Product: tetraspanin 9a
Exons: 7
Coding region: 494-1486 (330 amino acids)
Cellular component (GO): membrane
Source: RefSeq, a predicted model, not a curated record
AGUCCUUGCGGUUGGGUUGGUGGCAGAUUGUAGAGGACCUGAGCUCCAGUAGCAACUGCUGGUAAUUUAACAGGGGAGAGAGAGAAAGCUUGAACAGCUGAUUGCUGAGCAAAGAGGUGGAAGAAGCAUGUGAGCGGUGCACAGGGUCCGCGAAGAGCUGCAGCGGUGGAAAUGCACAGUGCAUUAGCCCCCGGGAGCCUGAGCAGAGGAAACCACUGUAAAGUUUAAACAGGAGGCAGCAGGAAUUCCAGUCUCUAGCUGAGCAGCAGGAGGAUUGUUUGAUCAUGUGGCGCUGUCGGAGCUGCUGAUUCUUUUCAGAUCGCGGAUUGCAAGCCCCCGGUACAGGGGGAGAUAACAGAUUCCACUCGCUCGCACACGCACACAGGCUGUUCUGACUGAGCUCCAGUUUAUCCGGCACUUUGUUUCCCUUCAUCCUGUGCUGAGCACCGAGACAUGUUUGACUCUGAAUGUGAGAUCUGGGAAGAGGGAAAAUAUGGAGAAGUCGAGUAGUGAGGAGUUUUCAAUCCACCGGAGCCCCUCAGUGGAGAGCAGGGACUCGGAGGUUGGAAAAGCCUCUACGCCUGGACAGCAGUUUGGUCGUGGAUUUACGGCUGGGGCUUUUUAUGGCAACUCCGGCAACCGCAACAGGGAGCCGGCAGGACCCGGUCUUAAGAGGGACAGAUACACAGCCCCGAAAGGCAGCAAAUAUGUGGUGUUUUACCUCGACCUGUCCUUUGUUUUUCUCCUAGAAUUCCAAAAGUGCAACAUGGCCAGGGGCUGUUUGUGUUGUCUGAAGUACUUGAUGUUUCUUUUCAACCUGAUCUUUUGGCUCUGUGGCUGUGGACUCCUGGGAGUGGGAAUAUGGCUGUCAGCAACACAAGGCAGCUUUGCCACCUUAGCACCCAGUCUGCCUUCGCUCUCAGCUGCCAACCUGCUUAUUGCCAUUGGGACCAUUGUGAUGGUGGUCGGAUUUCUGGGUUGUCUCGGUGCCAUCAAGGAAAGCAAGUGCCUCCUUUUAAGUUUUUUCAUUGUCCUGCUGAUCAUUUUCUUUAUGGAGUUGAUCCUUGUCAUCCUGUUCUUUGUGUAUAGAACAGAGGUAGCUGAGUAUGCACGUGGGGAUCUGAAGUUGGGCCUCACACUGUAUGGAUCAGAGGGGAAUAUCGGACUAACUAACGCAUGGAAUAUCAUUCAGACAGAGUAUGAGUGCUGUGGUGUUGACAACACGACUGACUGGGAUAGCAUACUGGGUGGUAACAAAGUCCCUGAUUCCUGCUGUCAGGAAUACAGCAAAGGGUGUGGAGAGAACAAUCCCAGCAAGUGGUUUGUGCAGGGUUGCUAUGAUACUAUUGAGUCAUUGCUUGAGAAGCAAACAGCUGUGAUUGGCUCGAUAGUGAUGUCCAUUGUGGUGAUUCAGAUCCUUGGAAUGGCUUUCUCAAUGACUUUGUUCCAUCAGAUCUCCAGAACUGGUAAAAAAUACAAAGCCUAAUCUUGUUGGAUGACAGUUCGAUGCCCUCACAAAAUCACGAAGCAUUCUUCAGAAGCUCGGAGUUUUGUCUGCCAGGCACGGUUCUAGUCAUCCUCUGCACUGGGAAACCUGCUCCGACAGCUCCUUAAUCUUUUGCCAAAGAAUUACAAAGCGCUAAACACCGUCAGCUUCUCUCUGGCAACUUCUGUUCACCCUUCUCCCCACUUCGACCCCUCACUAUCCUUCUCCAAAAGACAUAGUGCUGAUUCAGAACCUCCACUCUUCAUCAAAAAAGACCCUAACAGCCGCAUACUAAAAGUCCACGUUCGACAGGCCACAGCCUUGUUGGUACAGGAAUCUCACUUUGAGAUGGAUUCCAAGUUACUUCCAUGAGUCAGAGCUCGGACAGCAGUUUUUGUUGCCCCUGAUCUCUGGCUUGAUACCAGGAAAGUAGAUUUUUAACCGUUUUAUUCUUUGCGUGAGAACGUGUACUGAUGUCUGUCUUGAGUUGCAUUAAGAGGUCAUUUGCCUAACCCGGUCUGCGAGGGAGGGGAAGUUUCUCGGGACUUUGCCUGUCUGUCUGAACUGUGCGCUCAGCAAACAGUGUUCCCCUGUAAGAGAAGCAGUCAGAGAGAAACAUCACGUUUCAAUCCUUCAUGCAGGUACUUUUUUUUUAAAAAGACGGGAGUUCUGUCAAGUUGGGGUUGACUGUCGUACUUGUCAGGUGCUGCUCACACUAGUAACCAACUGAUACCACCUGAGGGACUAACAUUUCUCAGCAGCCUCUCCGAGGUAUAACAGAAAACAAUUACCUCGACCCUGUGUUGCUGCAACUCGCUCUGAACUGCUCAACACAAGCUGUAGUGAGGAAGCUGCUGUGAGGGCAUUGCUGCUUCAUUUGAAGAGCCAGAGUUGAGGUCUGACCAUCAGCAUGUAUUCACUUACUCUUUGCAAAUACAAAUGGAACUUUUUUUUAAUGUAGUUUAGGAAUUGUAUCUUUUAAGUAAAUAAUGGAGCAUUUUUUUGUACUGUU